GGAGUGGGAGUUGGCCCCGCCCCCUUCCCCGGCUGCGGGAGAGGCCCGGGCCAGAGUUUGCGGAGGGCCGAGCUGGGCGCGCACAGGGCGGCGGCGGCGCAGAUGAGGAAACUGAAGCUCCAUCAGAUGAAGUGACUUGCCUACAGCCACACAGCUGGAUCACUCUGGCUGCUGUGUUGACAAGAGAACGUGGGGGGCAAGGGCAGAAGCUGGAAGACUUGGAAGAGGCAACUGCAUUAGUCUAGAUCUCCUGGGCGCGCCCCCUCUUUCCGCUGCUCAUGCCGCUGGGACUGGGGCGGCGGAAAAAAGCGCCGCCUCUGGUGGAAAAUGAGGAAGCUGAGCCAGGCCGUGGUGGGCUGGGCGUCGGGGAGCCGGGGCCCCUGGGUGGAGGUGGAGCAGGAGGGCCCCAAGUGGGCUUGCCACCCCCUCCCCCGGCCCUGCGGCCCCGCCUUGUGUUCCACACCCAGCUGGCCCAUGGCAGUCCCACUGGCCGCAUCGAGGGCUUUACCAACGUCAAGGAGCUGUACAGCAAGAUCGCCGAGGCCUUCCGGCUGCCAGUUGCCGAGGUGAUGUUCUGCACCCUCAACACCCAUAAAGUGGACAUGGACAAGCUCCUGGGGGGUCAGAUUGGGCUGGAGGACUUCAUCUUUGCCCACGUCAAAGGGCAGCGCAAGGAGGUGGAGGUGUUCAAGUCGGAGGAGGCGCUGGGGCUCACCAUCACGGACAACGGGGCAGGCUACGCCUUCAUUAAGCGUAUCAAGGAGGGCAGUGUCAUUGACCAUAUCCAGCUCAUCAGUGUGGGCGACAUGAUCGAGGCCAUCAACGGGCAGAGCCUGCUGGGCUGCCGGCAUUACGAGGUGGCCCGGCUGCUCAAGGAGCUGCCCCGAGGCCGCACCUUCACGCUGAAGUUAACGGAGCCCCGCAAGGCCUUUGACAUGAUCAGUGUACGUGCAGGGGGUGGCCGCCCUGGCUCCGGCCCCCAGCUGGGCACUGGCCGAGGGACCCUCCGGCUCCGAUCCCGGGGCCCUGCCACAGUAGAGGAUCUGCCCUCAGCCUUUGAGGAGAAGGCGAUUGAGAAAGUAGAUGACCUGCUGGAAAGUUACAUGGGCAUCAGGGACACGGAGUUAGCGGCCACCAUGGUCGAACUUGGGAAGGACAAGAGGAACCCGGAUGAGCUGGCCGAGGCCCUGGAUGAGCGGCUUGGUGACUUCGCCUUCCCCGAUGAGUUCGUUUUUGAUGUUUGGGGUGCCAUUGGGGAUGCCAAGGUCGGCCGUUACUAGGCCUCCUGGUGGACCUUAGGAUGACCUGGGCCCAGCCUGGUGGGAGCCCCUGGGGUGGGGACACCACAGCCCAGACUCCAGCGUCCGGCUUUGGCCUGGCCCAGCAGCUCCAGGACGAUGCAGCUCGGAGGUGGAGCGGAGCUCCUGCCCCACUCCAACUGGUACCACCCCCUCUCUGGUUCCUAGCCUGGCUGGGGUCCCAGCUGCUCCCCCCACCCCACCCCCCAUUCCCCACCUACCUCAGCUAGUCAGGCGCGGGGAGAGAUGAGCCAGAUUGGGCAGCCAGCCCCCGCCCCUAACACUUUCCACAUCAGCUGCCAAACUGGUCCCUCUGUCUCCCUGGGGCCUCAGGUUCUAUUUGGGGGUCCUAGCCUCCCUGGUUUCCUGUUGGAAGGAAUCCAAAAGGGGGGUGUCCCCCUUCAGCAAAUGCAAUAAUACCCUCCCACCACCCCCCUCCAGAGGAGCCCCCUACCUCUGCAUUGAAACACAAGUCUGCUGUGAACCCCCAACCUCCCCGCCCCACCCCUGUGUCUCCUUCAGCCCAGCCUCGGACAGACUGGGCGGAAGGGAUGAUGGCGGUGGGCUUUUGUAUCUGAAUUUGCUGUCUGGAACAUAAAGACUCUAUCUGCUGUUG
Molecule: messenger RNA, 1914 nt
Organism: Hipposideros armiger (great roundleaf bat)
Lineage: Eukaryota; Metazoa; Chordata; Mammalia; Chiroptera; Hipposideridae
Gene: GIPC1
Product: GIPC PDZ domain containing family member 1
Exons: 9
Coding region: 279-1280 (333 amino acids)
Molecular function (GO): protein binding
Source: RefSeq, a predicted model, not a curated record